AUGGAGUUUGUAAAUGAAUACGAUACGAAUCACUCUCCCGGGGAUCUCGAGCCUCUACCUGCAUAUCUUCGACAUGGCCUCGCGGCGAUGGGGACGUUCGGCGUCCUGUCUUUCAUAACGAGCACCACUCUAGCAAUCAUCGUCGCCUACAAGAUAAUAAUAUGGCAGAUGCCAAGCAAGGACUCGAAGAAAGACACCAACGAACGACCCGAGUCCCCGGAGGUCUUCGACCACAACGGCUUCCUAGUACCGACGCGUCCUUUGAGUCCUCUAAAGGAGGAGGAUGUACCACCGGAGAAGGAGACUUUCUGGACUAAACUCAAGAAUGACCCGCCGAACCAGUUUCUAAUUCUCAUCCUGAAUCUCUUCCUCGCUGAUGCUCAACAAUCCGUGGCCUUCCUCAUCAGUUUCGAUUGGCUUGCGAAGGACGCCAUUCAUGUUGGGACGUCGGCUUGUUGGGCGCAGGGCUGGUUCAUCUCGAAUGGCGACCUCGCUUCGUCCGUCUUUAUCACUGGUAUCGCCAUCCACACGUAUCUCGGUGUGGUCAAGGGCUAUCGGCUUCCAUCUUGGGUAUUCUAUUCAUCUAUUGCUGCGAUGUGGACUUUUGUUUACCUUCUCAAUUUCUUGGCUAUUGUCAUCACCAAGGAUGGAGAGGGAGUUGGGGGACUCUUUGUCCGAGCAGGCGCAUGGUGCUGGUGGAACCCAGCUUUCCAAGACAUGCGGCUUUACUUCCACUAUCUAUGGAUCUUCACUUCACUAACCGUCACUGCGGUCGUCUACACCAUCAUCUUCUUCCAUCUACGAGGACUGAAGAAGACCGGAGGCAGACCCAAGGUGAGGACUUCGACCCUCGGCCGCAGCAACUCGCGGGCAAAGCACUACCCGAACCCCGACCCCAACUGGCAGGCAAGACCCCCGGGCAGCCCCACGUCUCUUGCGACCUCUUUCGCGUCUUCCCUUUACAAAGAGUUGCCACCGAUCCCGGACUCAGCCCGCCAGCAGACUUUCCUGCUCUACCCUCUCAUCUACAUCGUGUGCACUCUUCCGCUAGCUGCGGGACGUCUCGCAUCCAUGACCGGCAACGAGGUAUCCCUCGCCUACUUCUGCUUUGCCGGGAGCGCUAUUGCUUGCAAUGGCUGGCUCGAUGUCGCGCUGUACACCUACACUCGGCGAGCGAUUCUCUUUGCCGAUGGUCCGCCUACCCAAGACACUGGCAUUGACACCUUUGCCUUUAUGCGCACUCCUCCUACGCGCAAGUUUGGUAACGUCGUCAUCGUGUCCGGUGGCCAGGUGAAUCAAAAGGAUAAGCGGCGAUUCAAGGCGCAGGAGAAGUGGAAUGAGAAGGUCGCCAACGGUGGGAUGUUGGGCAAGUUAAUGGGCGGGAAGAACCAGAGCCAGGACUCGCUUAAGGGGUUCGGUAUGGGCAAGGGGGCGGUGAUGGGUAUGGCGAUCCAGUGCGAGACGACGACGACUGUUAGCAUCGAGUAUGACACCAGCGAGGACAAGUUUGGCGCUGGCUCGGACGCGAGAACCCGCAAACUGGCCUAA
Molecule: messenger RNA, 1548 nt
Organism: Scedosporium apiospermum
Lineage: Eukaryota; Fungi; Ascomycota; Sordariomycetes; Microascales; Microascaceae
Exons: 2
Coding region: 1-1548 (515 amino acids)
Biological process (GO): adenylate cyclase-activating G protein-coupled receptor signaling pathway
Cellular component (GO): plasma membrane
Molecular function (GO): G protein-coupled receptor activity
Source: RefSeq, a predicted model, not a curated record